AUGGCACGUGGUUUUAAUAAUAUAGCAUACAUAUCAUUAUGUAUACUAAGAUUUUGGUGUGCUUCUUUGCCUGGAUAUGUUCAUCCCGAUGAAUUUUUUCAGUCCCCCGAAAUUAUGGGUGGAGAUGUUCUUGGAUAUGAAGUUUUCAGACCUUGGGAAUUCGUUCAAAGUCCCCAAUGUAGAUCGAUAGUUAUACCAGCUAUGACUAUAGGAAUACCAUUUCAAGUUUUAAAGAUUUUAAACACGUGGGCAACUAAAUUUGGAUUUAAUGAUAUAUUAAAUUCACAUUCCAUAUUUAUAACUGAGAGGAUUUCAAUUUUUAUCUUGUCCUUUGGAAUAGAUUACACCGCAUAUACGAUAGCUCAGUUAUUUUAUCCUAAUAAUGCUUUACGGUCAUUAUUAGUAUUUGCGUCUUCCUAUGUUGUUCUUAUCUUUAAUACUCGGCCAUUUUCAAAUUCUGUUGAAUCCAUUUUAUUAGCACUUGCAUUUUGCGUUUAUGUGAAAGGAUCAACUCCAAAAUUUCCUUUACGACAACAGCAUGGAGAUUCUUCCACUGACAAAGAUGAAUUUCCUGUAAAUCUUGCGUUCCUAUUUGGUUGCAUUGUAGCUUUGGGUUCAUUUACUAGGAUCACAUUCAUUUUAUAUGCAUUUCCUAUCGGAUUGGCAUUCCUCCAUCAUAUCUUUUUAUCUGCAAGAGCCCAAGGAAAAUCUUGGUGUGUGUACAGUAAAUUCUCUGAGCUCUUACCAGCAUGUCUAGGGUUAAUUAUGACAACGGUAAUAUGUGUAUUAGCCGAUUCUUUGUACUUUGGCGCAUUAAAUAUUACAUUUAGUGGGACGCUUCUUGAUAAAGAUCAUAUAUUUGAAUUAUUGCGUAAUCCAAUGAAGUUCGUAGAGAUUGGAUGGCAUGGUAAUUUGAUCAUCACUCCAUUGAAUAAUUUUGCAUAUAACUUGGAUUCAAAUAAUUUAUCUCAACAUGGACUUCAUCCUAGAUAUUUACAUAUUUAUAAUUUUGUAUUAUUAUUUGGACCGCUUACAUUAUUAACCAUGAAGGAUCUUCAGUUCAGUGUAAAUUUUAUGAGAUUGAUAUCUAAAAGAACAUAUAAAACUGAAGCAAGAUUCUUAUUACCACUUUUACUUCCCGUUAUAAUUGUACCAUCAGAUAGACUUCAUAAGCUUCAUAUGUCAUUUUGGACUAUUUGGGCAGUAUUUAAUCUGGUAUUUAUUGCAAUAUUUGGAGGAUUACACCAAGCGGGAAUCGUUCCUAUAAUGCAAAAAUUACAAAAUCAAGCAUUAAGAUUUAAAAAAUGUGAAGAACUUUCUGGAUAUUUUCAAUGUGAAUUAGGAAAGAAAUUCUUUAUACCAGUAAGCGAUCCAACUGAAACUCUUACUACCAAUAUAAUAUUUUACAAGACAUACAUGCCACCACGUCAUUUACUUGGUUAUCCCAAAGCGUGGAGAGGAACAAAUAUUCAAGUUAACGUUUAUGAUCUGGCCGGAUCUCCAUUGAGUGACCUUGAAAAUCUAAUAACAAAACAAGUACCAUCUAAAAGUUCCUUGACUGAAAAUUUAUGGAGAGAACAAAUCAUUUUUCAACAGAACAAAAAUUCCAACAACUCGAGAAUAUUUGAAAGGACAUUAUUAGUAACGCCAUCCACGACAGACUUUUCACCAUUCUUUAUCGGAACUUAUAAUGAAUUAACAUCAAUCGGAGAUGACGAUAAUAAUGGCAAAAAAAGAAUGAAAUUAAAAUUAAUUGAACAGCAUUGGCCUCAUGUUAAUUUUGAUCAUCUUGAUAGAAUAUUUGCGAAGGGAAUGUAUUUAAAUGUUUAUUUACUUGUCAGUUUUUCAGAUUAG
Messenger RNA from Funneliformis caledonium, 1854 nucleotides. NCBI's taxonomy places the organism in Eukaryota, Fungi, Glomeromycota, Glomeromycetes, Glomerales, Glomeraceae. The record is from the annotation of a GenBank genome assembly.